ACGCGCGAGAUUCACUGGCACGCCUGCGCGCCGCAAAGAGUUCCUGGGAAAUGUAGUUCCCACCUUCUGGAGGGCCGCCCAGGCGCCCCUCAGCCUCUUGGGAAAUGUAGUUUCUGGCUGAGGAGAGCGGGGCUGGCGCUGCGAGGGCGCGGAGGCAGGCGCGCGGCGGGCAGGCUUGGAGGGGGCGGGUCUGCGCGGGCCUCACAGCCUGAGUAGAGGGAGGUCACGGCGUGACCGUCGCCACCGCCGCCGCCGGUGCGAGGUCGAGUCGCCGGGCCGCAGCCAUGGCCUACUGCCGGCAGGAAGGGAAGGAUCGAAUCAUAUUUGUGACCAAAGAAGAUCAUGAGACGCCAAGCAAUGCGGAGCUGGUGGCUGAUGACCCCAACGAUCCCUAUGAGGAGCACGGAUUGAUACUGCCCAAUGGAGACAUUAACUGGAACUGCCCUUGCCUCGGGGGCAUGGCCAGUGGCCCGUGUGGGGAACAGUUCAAGUCUGCCUUUUCCUGCUUCCACUACAGCAAGGAGGAUAUCAAGGGAUCAGACUGUGUAGACCAGUUCCGGGCCAUGCAGGAAUGUAUGCAGAAAUACCCCGACCUCUACCCCCAGGAUGAUGAGGAGGAGGAGGACGAGAAGAAGCCCGCAGAACGGGACGCAGACGCAUCUGCCAGGGAGGCCACUGCAACCAAAGAAGAGAAGGGGUCCAGCUAAUGAAGGCCCCGCGGCCUGGGCUCCAGUCCUCCCACUUGAGAGUGAUACGGACCUUUACAAAAUGCCUUUUAUUCACCUCCCAGGAAGUGUCUUUCCUCUGUUCUGUGCACUGUAAUGUACAAAAUAACUUAUUUUGUUGAUUAGGGGUCUUGGCCCCUUGAUAUAUACACUGAAAAAAAUGGGGAUUGUAUGUAUGUGCGUUUUACAUAAACCUAUCAGUGAAUGUAGCUGCCACUUCCAAAUUCUCUUUUUCUCAUCCUCAGAUUUUUGAAAUAAUGUGCUGAAUAUUCUCAGCAACCAAAAAUUAUUACCCAGGAAUAUUUCUUGAGAGUGAGCUGACUCAUUCUCAUCUAUUACAUCCAUUUAAAUAAAUUGAAGCAAAAACUUCUUCCAUUAAAUGUGCUGGAAUGGGGCCAUUCCUAGUAGAAGAGGCCAGGUGGUGAGAUCCAUAUUUCUCAGAAGGCGUCUUGACUUUGUGUGAAUGAGGGUUCCAUACUUCAUUCCUGAUACAUUUUGGUUUCUGUGUUUGCAUUAAACUCCAGAUUUUCUUAGUUUAGAAAGUGGAGGCUUGGGCUUUCCAAUUCACAGUCGCUUUUUAAGUGAAAGCAAAGGCUCGUUUUUCCUGCUCCUUGUUUUGCUGUUCUAGAAAGGCCUGGUUUGGGGCCAUUGUUCAGACUGGCUCUCAGUCUGGUCAGAUGCUGUGUUCUUGAGAUGUGGGGACCUACUUGUUACCAGAGUGGCAGCGCAGAGAGGAAACGGUGUGAAUGAAGUACUCCAUUAAAAUAAGACUUGAUUUGUA
Lepus europaeus (European hare) is the source of this 1506-nucleotide messenger RNA. RefSeq names its product coiled-coil-helix-coiled-coil-helix domain containing 4 (gene CHCHD4). Gene Ontology annotation, molecular function: protein-disulfide reductase activity. The transcript has 3 exons. The record is from RefSeq and is a predicted model, not a curated record. Gene Ontology annotation, cellular component: mitochondrial intermembrane space. Lineage: Eukaryota; Metazoa; Chordata; Mammalia; Lagomorpha; Leporidae. Gene Ontology annotation, biological process: protein import into mitochondrial intermembrane space. Bases 285 to 707 code for a protein of 140 amino acids.